Molecule: messenger RNA, 6705 nt
Organism: Dreissena polymorpha
Lineage: Eukaryota; Metazoa; Mollusca; Bivalvia; Myida; Dreissenidae
Product: major facilitator superfamily domain-containing protein 10-like
Exons: 12
Coding region: 218-1630 (470 amino acids)
Biological process (GO): transmembrane transport
Cellular component (GO): brush border membrane
Molecular function (GO): transmembrane transporter activity
Source: RefSeq, a predicted model, not a curated record
AAUCGUCUGCUAAUCCAGAGUGAGCCGAUGUAUCACGAUUGUUGGUUAAUUGCAUGUCCAAAAGUUAAUCGAUUAAGCUUUAAACUUAAAUGACAAUCAAACCAGGCAGGUAAAAUGAAACUAAGAAGUUGACAACUAUUGACGUGUCAAUCCGCCCAACUAACUGUGUGACGUAAUUGAUGCGGUUUUACCUUAUUUCGAACCAUUAAGUCUGAGGAUGGCUGUUACAAGGUCUCAAAACUCCGGCUCCAGUCCAGAGGCCACACAGAAUUCAAGGGAGGAUUCAGGGGACACAACUCUGACCUCAGAAGAGAAACGGAUCCUUAAAGUCGUGUUUAUCUCCCUUCUGAUUGAUCUUCUUGCCUUCACUGUAAUUCUGCCUCUGCUGCCAUCCAUUCUGGACUACUAUGGGUCCAAAGAGGAUGGCCUGUAUAGAUCACUGAAGGACUCCGUGUCCAGUUUCAGAGAGCUAGUAGGGGCCCCAGACACUCCUCGCUGGAACUCUGUACUCUUUGGAGGUCUGAUUGGCUCGCUGUUUUCCCUGCUGCAGUUUGUAGCCUCCCCUGUGAUAGGUGCCACAUCAGAUGUGUACGGACGUAAACCUCUCCUCAUACUCACUAUGGUGGGUGUGGCAGUGUCGUAUGCCAUCUGGGCAGUGUCCAGGAACUUCGGUUUGUUUGUGAUUGCUCGCAUCGUAGGUGGUAUCAGCAAGGGUAAUAUCAGCCUCACUACAGCAGUCGUAGCUGACGUCCUGCCUCCACACCGACGGGGGAAAGGCAUGGCGGUGAUAGGGAUUGCGUUCUCAAUUGGUUUUGUGUUUGGUCCCCUGGUGGGUGCAGUGUUUUCUCGUUGGGCGCGUGAACAGCAGGGGGAGUUCUAUGUGCUGCCAGCGUUGUUUGCCCUCAUUCUGGCCACCAUUGAUGUGGUUUAUGUGGCUGCAGUCUUCAAGGAAUCACUGCCUGAACACCGCAGGGCCAAGUCUAUUUCAAGUGGUUGGCAGAACACGUCCUAUCUCAUCAAUCCAGUGUCCCUGUUCAAGUUCUCAUCUGUGUCCAAACUAACUACCAAAGAUCUGUCAGAGGUCCGUAAGCUGGGUCUGGUGUACUUUCUCUACCUGUUCCUAUACUCUGGACUGGAGUUCACCCUUACAUUCCUCACACAUAACAGGCUCAAUUAUGACAGUAUGCAGCAAGGAAAAAUGUUCUUUUUUAUUGGAACCAUUAUGGCCUCAGUUCAAGGUGGGUAUGUGCGCCGUGUGUCUGCUGGCAAGGAGAUACAGAUAGCUCUGCAGGGAAUCCUGUUCCUUAUUCCUGCCUUCAUCCUCAUGGCCUUCGCUCACACUGCCCUAUGGAUAUACACUGCACUAGCACUGUUCUCCUUUGCCUCAGCAACUGUGGUGCCAUGUCUGACAACGGUGGUGUCCAUGUAUGGGGGUGAUGACCAGAAGGGGACUAUCAUGGGCAUAUUCAGGGCUCUAGGGGCACUGGCUAGGGCUCUGGGACCCUUCUUCUCAUCAGCAGUGUACUGGAGCUGUGGGAGCCAUAUAUGCUACAUAGUAGGAGGAGUCAUGCUGGUCAUACCUUACUUCCUCUUGAAGACCAAGGGAGUCAAGACUGUCAAGACCUCCUAGCAGCCACACUGAAUAGCAGCAGCAUUCUCUAGACUUGUUGUUUGACAUUUUAAGUAUGUUAUUUGUAACAUAUAAGAUAAUUUUCUAAUCUUUUAAGCAUGUCAGAUAUAUUUGUUUUAUUUUUUCAACAGUCUUGUUGACGUACUACUCACACAAAAAAUCGUGUAUGAUUCUGUAUAAGUAAAUUGAAAUAUUCUUGUAAAGAAAAUGAUCAUUAUAAAAUGCUACUGCUGCAGAUAUACAUAUCGUUGGAAGGUGCUGUUAGUUGUGAGUGUAAAAUCAUUGUGUGUUCGUCCAACAUGAAUUUAAUCGUAUGCACGUAUUUAAUGAAACCCCUAAAUUGUAACUUAGGGCCAAUGAAUAUAUGUAAAGUAUUGAAUUCUAUGAGUUAAAAACAGACAUGAAAGUCUCUUUAUCAUGCAAAUAAUGUUUCACAAGUUCAAAGUUGCAUUUAUCACACGCUCCACAGUUUUUCUAUCUAAUAUAACCAUUUUGAUUUUUUUUCUUGAACAUUGUAUUGCUUUAUGAGGGUUUUCAUUGGCUACUUUCUUUUUUAAUGACCAAUAGUUUCUUUGUUUUGUGGAAAGGAUGUAGUAAAGUGAAGUGAUGUAGGUAAACCACUUUUCAGUUUUAUCAUGACAUUUACAUAUUCAUUAAUUGUUUUUGCUAAUUUAAAAGCAUGUGCUAAAAAUAUCUCACACCCCAUAUCAUAUCAUACAGUGAUCUCUUAAACUCGUCCAGGCUUUUUUUAGCAAGCUUUUCAAAGGCUCCAUUUUAUGAAAUGACAACUGUCAGAUCUUAUAUCUUGGUUACCAUCUUAGAAUGUCAUAGGUUGUUCACUAGGCAUUCACAAAUAUCUGCUCUAUUGGCAUGCUGUCAUAUGUGAACCCAAUGCUAUGUAGCACAUUGAUUUUCUGUUUAAAAAAAAACACAUAACAUGAGGCAAUUUAGUACAUUGACAAGUUUGCUUUUAAUGCAUAUUAAUUAUGGAUUCUUAUACAAUUUUCUUGUAACAUUAUUGGUAGCGUUUCCAUAAUGGUAUUAAAAUAUUGAUUCACAUUGUCUUAAAGUUUCCGUUGCUUUUUAGCUCACCUGAGCGCAAUGUGCUCAUUCCUGCUGAACUUUUGUGAUUGCGUUCUGUCCAUCAUUGGGCGUCAACAUUUGCCUUUAUGACACACUAGAAGCAACAUUUCUUUUCAGAUCUUCAUGAAACUUUGUCAGAAGAUUUGUCCCAAUGAUAUCUUGGACAAGUUGUAAAAUGAUUCUGGUAGGUUCAAAAACAUGGCCACCAGGGGGCGGGGCAUUUUUGCAUAUGUGGCUAGUAUUGUAAAACCUUGUAAACACUCUAUAGCCCACAUUUAUUUUCCAAUCUUCAUUAAACUUGAUCAAAAGAUUUAUCCCAAUGAUAUCUUGGAUAAGUUCGAAAAUGGUUCCAGUUGGUUGAAAAACAUGGCCGCCAGGGGGCGGGGCAUUUUUCCUUAUAUGGCUUUAGUAAAACCUUGUUAACACUCUAGAGGAAACUGGGUUAGAACAUUUGUCCUAAUUACUAGUAUAUCAUGGAUGAGUUUGAUAAUGGUUCCCGUUGGUUGAAAACAUGGCUGCCAGUGGGCGGGCGUUUUUCAUUAUAUUGCUAUAGUUAAACUGUGUUAACACUCUAGUGGCCGCAUUUAUUGGUCGAUCUUCAUGAAAGUUGGUCAGAAGAUUUGUCCCCAUGAUAUCUUGGACUUGGAUGAGUUCAAAAUGGUACUGGUUGGUUGAAACAUACCAGGGAGCUGGGCAUUUUUUCUAAAAUGGCUAUAAUAAAACCUUGUUUACACUCUAGAGGCCACAUUUAUUUCUGAUCUUCAUGAAACUUGGUCAGAAUAUUUCUCUCAAUAAUAUCUUGGAAUAGUUCAAAUAUUGUUCUAGUUGGUUGAAAAACAUUGCUGCCAGGGGGUGGAACAUUUUUCCUUAUAUGGCAAAAGUAAAACAUUUUUAACACUCUAGACAUCACAUUUAUUGUCCAAUAUUCAUGAAACUUGGUCAGAACAUUUGUUCUAAUGAUAAGAUGGGCUCCAAAAUGGUUUUGGUUUUUUGAAAUACAUUGCUGGUAGGGGUGGGGCAGUGUUCCUAAUAUGGCUAUAGUAUAACUUUGUAAACACUUUAAAAGUCAAAUUUAUAGUCCAGUCUUUUCUGAACUUUGUCAGAACAUUUUAUGUCAUGAUAUCACAGAUUAGUUCCAUAAUGUUUCCGGUCUUUUGAAAAGCAUGGCGGACAGGGUGCAGGGCAUUUUUCCUUAUAUAGAUAAACCUUGUUUACCCUCUAAAAUUCACAUUUAUAGUUAAAUCUUCAAGAAUCAUUUACAAAACAUUUGUUCUAAUGAUAUCUUGGGCAGCAAGGAGAACAGAUCAGUGUUUUCGUAUUUUAGGUGAGCGACUUUUGGCAUUUUAAGCCCUUUUGUUAUUGCUUUGAGAGUACAUUCCAUCAUUGUCAUCUUUUCAUGCAAACAUAUUUGUCUGUGCAUAAAUCAUUCAAAGAGUAAUCAAACAUAAAAAACAGUGUUCUAUUGUGACAUAAUAUUGAUAAUUUGUUGUAAAAGAUAAAACCUUAGGUAAAUAAUGUUUGUAUUUUGAGCUCAGCAUCCUAUGUUUACUCUUGUAUUGAAAAGGUGUUUUGACCGUUUGUAUGAGAUGCUCAAAUCUUCCUUGUAUGCAUAGACUGACUUGUAUUUGUGUUGUCAUAAUUGUGAUACAGUUAAUAAGUUCAUGACAUUAUAUUAAUGCGUAGAUAUGUAUAAAACAAUGUUUUUAUAACUGCCAGAGACAUGACUUUAUAUAGUUUAUUUUUAUAUGCACGAUAUUCUUGUUGCUAAAAUGUAUUUGCUUAUGUUGUUUUGUGCAAUGUUUUUCUUUAUACGUAUGGGUCUUCCAUAGUUCACUAUGUUUUCAUAUGGAUGGGUUAUUAAAUUUUAUUGAAUGUCUUCAGGGCCUUGGUCACGAUAUAUACGCAUUGGUCUUUCAUAGUUCAAUUUGCAUAUGGUAUGUGUUAUUACGUAUUUUUGAAAGUCUUAUUUUUCUGUAUUAUUAUGACACUGUUCUGUGUGUUUUAUAGUUGAAAGUUUUUAGCGCACCUGAGCACACUGUGCUCAUGGUGAGCUUUUGUGAUCGCCUUUUGUCUGUUGUGCUUGUGCGGCGUCAACAUUUGCCUUUUUAACAUUCUUAGAGGCCACAUUUAGUGUCCGAUCAUCAUGAAACUUGGUCAGAAGAUUUGUCUCAAUGAUAUUUUGGACGAGUUGGAAAAUGGUUCUAGUUGGUUGAAAAACAUGGCAACAAGAGGGCGGGGCAUGUUCCUUGUAGGGCUAUAUAAGCCUUUAGUAAUACCAUGUUAACACUCUAGAGACCACAUUUAUUGUCCAAUCUUCAUGAAACUUGGUCAGAAGAUAUAUCCCAAUGAUAUCUUGGAUGAGUUUGAAAAUGGUUGCAGUUGGUUUAAAAACAUGGCCACCAUUGUGCGGGGCAUUUUUCCUUAUAUGGCUAAAGUAAAACCUUGUUAACACCCUAGAGGCCAAAUUUAUGGUCUGAUCUUCAUGAAACUUGGACAGAACAUACGUCCCAAUGACAUCUUGGAUAAUUUCGAAAAAUGGUUCUGGUCUGUUGAAAAACACGGCCAUCAGGGGCAGGGCAUUUUUCCUUAUAUGGCUAUAGUAAAACCUCGUUAACACUCUAGAGGCCACAUUUAUUGUCCUAUCUUCAUGAAACUAAGUCAAAAGAUUUGUCCCAAUGAUAUCGUGGACGUGUUCGAAUAUUGUUUUGGUUUGUUGAAAAACAUUGCGCAGGGCAUUUAUCCUCAAUGGCUUUAUAUUACUAUAGUAAAACUUUGUUAAAACUCUAGAGGACACAUUUAUUGUCUGAUCUUCAUGAAACGUGGUCAGAAGAUUUUUCCCAAUGAUAUCUUGGACAAUGUCGAAAAAUGAUUCCGGUUGGUUGAAAAACAUGGCCGGCAGGGGGCUUGGCAUUUUUCUUAUAUGGUUAUAGUAAAAACUUGUUAACACUCUAAUUUUCACAUUUAUUGUCCAAUCUUCAUAACACUUGGUCAGAACAUUUUGGCUUUAACUAUGUCUUGGAUCAGUUCGAAAAUAGUUCCGGUCUCUUGAAAAACAUAGCCACCAGGGGUUGGGCAAUUUAUCCUAAUAUGCCUAUAAACGUUGUUAGCACUCUUAAAAUCACAUUUAUAGUUCAAUCUUAAUGCAACUUGGUCAGAACAUUUGUUCUAAUGAUAUAUUGGCGCUGCACUGAGCAGGUCAGUUCCUUUGUAUCUCAGGUGAGCGACUUUGGACCUUUCAGGCCCUCUUGUUUUUAAGAUCUCUUUAGCAUUUGAAUACCUGGUUAUAGAUGGCGCAUUUGUUAGGUUGUAUCUAUGGCUUUGUUAGUGAGAAAUUAUGUAAAAUCGCUGUAUUUCAUGGGUAACUUCUUAGUCAGAACUUAAGUCAUUGUUCCAUGUUUAACAGAACUAUUGAUGAGAAACAAUGUGACAGAUGCCUGUGUGCUAUUUUGCGAACCAUGCUCUUUUACUGUUCCAAAUGGCUUUCCAUAUUGAAUUCAUUUCGAAUUGAAUAAACUUUCAUGUAGAUACAUCAGCUUUUAAAUAAUUUAACUUAUAAAAUGACCUUUGCAUCGUGCUAAAAAUAAAUGCUGGUCGUUGAAGUUUUAGUUUUAUUAGCGAGACUGUUUUCGGAGAAAACCCGAGCUAUUGUCAUGGCCUGUUCGUCGUCCGCCGUCCGCCGGCGUCGUGUUAAAACCUUAACAUUGCCUCUAAAAUAAAAGUACUUCCACCUACAACUUCGAAACUUCAUAUGUAGAUGCACCUUGAUGAGUUCUACACGCCACACCCAUUUUGGGAUAACUAGGUCAAAGGUCAAGGUCACUUUGACCUCUUAAAAAAAAAUAAAAAUAAAAAAAAUAAAUUCUGACAAAGCUUUCGCGGCCGAGCGUGGCACCCGUUAUGCGGUGCUCUUGUUAAACGUCUUGCGCAUACUUUGCUAUGUUUUACAUUGUGUAAAUAUGGCUUGUCUAUUUAAUUAAAUUAAUCAGAACCUG